AUGUAUUUUCUCUUCCUUCAUAUACCCCUCUCUCACUCUCUCAUUCACUCUCUCUCUCUCUCUCUCUCACUUUCUCUAUCUCUCUUUCAUUCUUUCUCUCACUUUUUAGACAUUCACUCUGACGAAAGCAAAUAUAAGUAUGUCUUUAUAUCUCUGUUGCAAGGUGUUAGAGUUGCUGUCUUUUCGGUUUUCUGUGCGCUUGUGAGCGUGUUACAGUUUAUUUGUGCGAAAACCAUAGAUAAGAAACCCGCCAUUUACAUCACCAGACCUCAUCCUUCUAUUCCUCCUGCUCCUACUACUCCUUCUGCCGAUUUGCCUCGUUUUCGUGUUCCUGUUUCAAAGCGACCGCUUGUUUUCAUAUUUUGGGUUUUAGUGUUUUUAUUUUUCUUAGACUCGCAAUGUCCCAUCUAUUUUUUUCUUUUCGUCUUUAUGCCCGAUUCUUUGAACUUGUUUUGUGUCUAA
This is a messenger RNA of Acanthosepion pharaonis, 462 nucleotides long. Lineage: Eukaryota; Metazoa; Mollusca; Cephalopoda; Sepiida; Sepiidae. The record is from the annotation of a GenBank genome assembly.